This is a messenger RNA of Trichechus manatus latirostris (Florida manatee), 1715 nucleotides long. It is a transcript of the gene RGS6, whose product is annotated as regulator of G protein signaling 6. Gene Ontology annotation, cellular component: neuron projection; cytoplasm. Gene Ontology annotation, biological process: G protein-coupled receptor signaling pathway; intracellular signal transduction; regulation of G protein-coupled receptor signaling pathway. Bases 278 to 1576 code for a protein of 432 amino acids. The record is from RefSeq and is a predicted model, not a curated record. Gene Ontology annotation, molecular function: GTPase activator activity. The transcript has 15 exons. NCBI's taxonomy places the organism in Eukaryota, Metazoa, Chordata, Mammalia, Sirenia, Trichechidae.
GAUUUCAUCUCAGGGGUGCGGGUGCAUGUCCAUUCCAGAUGUAUGACAGGUGUGUGCGUGUACGUGUAUGUUUGGGACUGUAGAGGCACGCGCUUACAUAAGUGGUUAGGCAAGCCGGCAUGUGGACUUGUGUGGGAUGGGUCUGCAUGUAAAUCGUGUUUUUGGGUUUUGGUGUGUCAAGUGCUCCCCGCCCGGGACUUGCGUGCAGAGGGAACGUGCUUUUAGGUCUUUCGAGUCUUCCAAUGUUGUGAUCGUAGGGUGAGCAAAGACACUCAGAAUGGCUCAGGGAUCCGGGGAUCAAAGAGCAGUGGGGAUUGCUGACCCAGAGGAGAGUUCUCCAAAUAUGAUUGUCUACCGCAAAAUUGAAGACAUCAUUACAAAGAUGCAAGAUGACAAGACAGGGGGUGUGCCCAUCAGAACAGUUAAGAGCUUUCUCUCCAAAAUCCCCAGUGUUGUCACAGGUACUGACAUUGUGCAGUGGCUGAUGAAGAACCUUUCCAUUGAGGACCCAGUUGAAGCAAUACACUUGGGGAGCCUUAUAGCUGCCCAGGGCUACAUCUUUCCCAUCUCAGACCACGUUCUCACCAUGAAGGAUGAUGGCACCUUUUAUCGUUUCCAGGCUCCAUACUUCUGGCCUUCGAACUGCUGGGAACCUGAAAACACUGACUAUGCCAUCUAUCUCUGUAAGAGGACAAUGCAGAAUAAAGCAAGGCUGGAAUUGGCAGAUUAUGAAGCAGAAAACUUAGCAAGACUCCAGCGGGCCUUUGCAAGGAAGUGGGAAUUCAUCUUUAUGCAAGCAGAAGCACAAGUGAAGAUUGACCGGAAAAAGGACAAGACAGAAAGGAAAAUUUUGGAUAGUCAAGAGCGAGCCUUUUGGGAUGUCCACCGGCCAGUGCCAGGUUGUGUGAACACAACAGAAAUGGACAUCAGAAAAUGUCGACGUCUGAAGAAUCCUCAAAAGGUUAAAAAGUCAGUGUAUGGCGUGACUGAAGAGUCCCAGUCACAAAGUCCUGUGCACAUACCUGCCCAGCCAGUCAGGAAAACAACAAAAGAGGACAUCCGGAAGCAGAUAACAUUUUUGAAUGCACAGAUUGACAGACAUUGUUUAAAAAUGUCCAAAGUGGCUGAAAGCAAAGAGCCCAGCCAGCAGAGGGUAAAGAGGUGGGGCUUCUCUUUCGAUGAGAUACUGAAGGACCAGGUGGGGCGGGACCAGUUUCUCCGAUUCCUGGAGUCCGAAUUCAGUUCAGAAAACCUCAGGUUCUGGUUGGCUGUCCAAGAUCUUAAGAAGCAACCCCUACAGGAUGUGUUCAAGAGGGUGGAAGAAAUCUGGCAAGAAUUUCUGGCUCCAGGGGCCCAAAGUGCAAUCAACCUGGAUUCUCACAGCUAUGAGAUAACCAGUCAAAACGUCAAAGAUGGAGGGAGAUACACGUUUGAAGAUGCACAGGAACACAUCUACAAGCUGAUGAAGAGUGACAGCUAUGCUCGCUUCCUCCGGUCAAAUGCUUACCAGGACUUGCUGUUAGCCAAGAAGAAGGUAUCUUUGGGAAGGGCAAGCUUGCCUCUCUUAGCACUGUGAACUCUUGCCUGAUGCUUGCUGCUGAUGUCAAAUGGCAAAAUCAUUCCUUGGGUUUUAUUUAUUUUCUCCUUUCUUCUGUCUCUUCUGCAUCCCCUUCCACUCCAAUUGAAAACAAUUAGGAUGGUCCCCACUCCAGUCC